AUGUCUAUAACGAGCGAGGAACUAAAUUACCUGAUUUGGAGGUAUUUACAGGAGGCUGGUCAUGAGGUUAGCGCCCUUGCCUUGCAAGAAGAGACCCGUCUACUUGAGUUCGAUGAAAUGUUCAAAGAGCAUAUUCCAAUAGGAACACUGGUGAACCUGGUGCAAAAGGGUAUAUUAUAUACUGAAAGUGAGCUAUUGGUACGUUAUGAUGGUGAAGUUGCACCUGUUGAUAAGGAGCAUUAUGAGAAGGAUUUCACCUUGGUACAGGCUUUAGAGGUUGAUAAGCAAAGAUUUCCUGAACUGGUUGCUAGUGGGAGGUUUGCUUUGGCUCGUGAUAGUGAGGAAAAUAAGGAACAUGAGGUCAAGGCCGAAGAUGAGCAAAAGGAAGGCGAAGAUUCGUUUAUUAAAACAUUACAAUGCAUACAAACAUUUCCACCUGGGUUUGUAUCUCAAUGGAACCCCAAAAAUCCCUCCAUGUUUGCGUGGGGGCAAAAGGAUUCUUCUGCUGCGGUUGUACUGUACAGAGAGGACCAAGGAACCUGGGAUAUACAAGAGAAGUUUAUUUUGACGCAUCCUACCACAUCUGAUAAGCCUAACGAAGUCACAUGUAUGGAAUGGUCGCCCAGCGGAGAAAGCCUUCUAACUGGCGUGGAAAAUGGUGAAUUAAGGCUUUGGUCAGCUCAAGGCAAGCUGCAAAAUAUUCUCAGUUACCAUAUGGCACCUGUAGUCUGUAUUAAAUGGAAUCCGGAUCAGACACAUGUGCUGACAUGCGAUGUAGAUAACGUCACUAUUGUAUGGAAUGCAUUAUCGGGCACAGCUCUUCAGCGCUUCAACUUUAAAGAAGCAGAUAUGAGUGAAUCCUUGGGCGUAGACAUAACGUGGAUUGAUCAGGACAAGUUUGCUAUACCGGGACUCCAGGGCUCGAUUAUGAUUUUCAAUAUCGGUGUGAAUAAGCCAAUGGGCAAGCUGAUGGGACAUACCAAAACACUGACAACGCUGUCGUACAAUGAAAGUAACAAGCUGCUUUUGAGUGCAUCCGAUGACCUUACGCUACGCGUUUGGCGGGGGGGCAACAUUAACUCCGCUCAUGUAUUUUAUGGCCAUUCGCAAUCAAUUACCUACGCACAGUGGGUUAACGACGACAUCAUUAUAUCAACCUCCAUGGAUAGCACAGUAUGUCUAUGGUCUUUGAAAUGCAACACCGCAAUUGCAACAGCUACUAUAUCUGGACUGCCAAAUUUCACGGGAUUGCUAUCUCCAGAUAAGACCAAGUUUGCAGUUGGAACGAUGGAUGGAGAAGUUAUGGUGUAUGAUGUAGAAAAACUGCUACUGAAAUUAGAAGAAAUGGGCGGAAGCACAAAAGUUGCUCAUAACCCUCUUUCAAUACCUGUACUAGGUGAUUACCAAUCAAGCAAUGAGGGAAGCUAUGUUGUUCAUUUGUGUUGGAACCAGGAGAGUGAUGAGUUAAGUGUAUCUUAUUCUUUAGACAAGGUAGUUGUAUUAUCAGUGCGAUAA
Messenger RNA from Eremothecium sinecaudum, 1515 nucleotides. RefSeq names its product Sif2p (gene SIF2). Gene Ontology annotation, biological process: regulation of transcription by RNA polymerase II. Gene Ontology annotation, molecular function: protein binding; transcription corepressor activity. The record is from RefSeq and is a predicted model, not a curated record. Lineage: Eukaryota; Fungi; Ascomycota; Saccharomycetes; Saccharomycetales; Saccharomycetaceae. Bases 1 to 1515 code for a protein of 504 amino acids. Gene Ontology annotation, cellular component: Set3 complex. The transcript has a single exon.